Messenger RNA from Caenorhabditis sp. 36 PRJEB53466, 7600 nucleotides. Lineage: Eukaryota; Metazoa; Nematoda; Chromadorea; Rhabditida; Rhabditidae. The record is from the annotation of a GenBank genome assembly.
AUGCUCUUCAGUGUGUUCGAGUUGCAAACUAUCAGAAGGAAACCAAACUCGGAACAGAACGCGGUCUUGAGCAGACUUCGUGCGGGAGAGUUCCGUCAGCAGGACCUCGGAUUCCUGCGCAGGAUGUGCGAAUUCGAUCACACCACGAAUGAGUCAGUCUUUGCACAAAAAGAGAUGCUGGAGGCCGCACAUCCAGGGAAGUCGUUCCUGGUUCUGGCAGGAACAAACAAGAUGGUGGAAAGGCUGAACUAAGACAUAGGUUUAUCUAUAACGACUUUAUUUGAUGAACACUUUUUUUUUCAGAAGUUCAGGACGUACAUACACACAGCAGGUGCGUGUUCUCCAAGAAGCCGGGAAUGCCUGGCUUCGGAAGCCAGUCGGUUUUUUUCUUGUCUUAAUUCGAAGAUUGUGCAUGUUCGCGGCGACUACACAAAAAAACAAAAUACACAACUUUAGAAUAAAGUUUUAGUUUUUUAGUUCGAAAAUGCCGUUAUUUCAGUCCAUGUGUUUUCCAAUACAGUGCGAUGCAAAAGACAUUGACGGCCCAGAAACUACCACAAGAGACUUUUCGAUGUGACCAUGGGCGCUCUAUCCAACGGUGUAAGUAGUCAUACACAAAACAUUUAUCAGGUGGCCUCCUUUAAGCAAAGCAUGUCCUUCUCAAGAGUCCGACUUAGUUGGACAUCAACUCUGUGCAUUUUAUGUCUGCGCCCUCAAUAUUGCUUGCACCACUACCACAUUUUCUCAUUUCCGUUUCCUUUCCCCAAUAUCCCUUCUGUUUUUUGUUCAGUUGAUAGUCACUUCUCCCCAAUCACAAUUGCGAUGGUUGUCCGGCUAUUGUGGGGCGUUGACAAAUUAAUGAAUAACUCAUGGUUAUUAUAGCAGAACAUCGGAAGGUGGCUCCUCCGUAUGUGCCCCCCGGCUGCCCACGCCAAUUUAGUCGGGACCGACCCCGCCCCUCUUUCUCUUCGGCGCUCUCCUCCCAUCUUGGUGGUCGUCAGGGCUCAUCUAUUCUUUAGCAUUCAAUGCCUUUUCAGAAAACAUUUUUGAAACAUUCAUCAGCAUCCUCAUUUGUAACUUUUUCUUCCUCUUUGACUCUUGCAAACGGAAACUCAAAUUCACAUUUUCAUUUUCAUAUUGGCAUUUCCGCUUAAACCGCUUUCAUCAGAUAAGGCUUUCUAUUAGCAUUGUGGCUUUGCUUUCUAAUACCUAAUACGUAAAAGUAAUCGAAUUCGCACUUUACUUUUCUCAGAAUUAUCGCUAUUCUCCAUCACAAUUUCAUUUAUUGUCGUUCUCCUUCGCCAGGCCGUUGUCCUCUGAAGCCAUUGCACUAAUCUCCUUCAUCGUUGCGAUUCUAACCUUUUGAGUUGGCUCAUUGAGCCGGCAAGCGUUCCCGGGACUUUUCAAAUUUGUUCUCACGGCGAAUGCGGUAGUUUGACUCGGUUUCGAAACCAUUUUCACAUGCUUUCAAUUAUGUAUUGUGUUUUUGCGGUUUUUCCGCCGGUUCACUGGAGUGGUUCUUCAAAUGUUUCAUUUCGUGCAUCCAGACGCGAAAACAUCUCUUUUUCGGCUGACAUGACGUUUUCAAGAAGAAGGUCAAGUUUAAGAUGAUUUGAGGAGUCUCUUCUUCUGUCGCAAAGUAUUAUAACCCUAUCCGUUCGUCUGCCAAUUAUCGACACCCUUCCGUCCUUAGCUAAGCAGUCGUCGCACACCCAUUCCAAAUACAAUUAUAACGGUCCCGUAAGAAAUGGGCUUCUAAGACGACGGAUACUGCUCUCAUAUAAGACAUCUGCGCGCAUUACGCAGCUCCUCUACACACCUCUCUGUAAUCAUUGCACAAUAGCCAUCUCGAUUCGAAAAUGUUUGAGAGAUUGACAAUAUCCAUUCAUGUUUCCUUCUGAUACUUUUCGACGACUUUUGCUUGUAAUUGAUACGUGUUUUCCGUUCAAAGCGUUCCCUACGUAAUCCGAUAUGUCCAGUGACUGAGACGUGCAAGGGACCCCGCGUCUUCGUGUGGUUACCAAGUGCAGAUUAGUGCUGCCGGCACCUUGGCCAACCAAUUUCUAACUUUUCCCUCCUCACCGCUUGUGACAAAUUGGUUAUGUUUCACUUUUAACAUUUCCGUUUUUCAGAUUCUCUGGCUGCAAUGAAGAAACACUAAAAUACAGAUGCUUGCCGUUUCCACAUUCUUGCCCUUAUUCCUAUUACUUCACACAUUUCAAGCUCUUCCUCUCAUUCCGUCCGUUUUAAAUCCAGCAACUCCUCAUGCGAACUCACAAGCAUAUGUGGAGACGUCAAACGUGACAAGUCAAUUCACGAUUUACGCAUCGAACAUCUCGAGUUGUCGUUUCAAAACAGCUGUGAUACCUUGCGAGUGUUUCCUUCAAGUUUCCAAUGACUAUCGAUUGGAAGAGAGUGGAAACUUAGUGAGACAUAGUUUUCGCUUCUUUUUAUAAACUGCGAGUUUGCAGCUUUCAACGUUCUCCGUCGGUCCUCCAGACAUCAAAAUCUUUACUCCAAGCACACAUGAAAUGCUAAAUGAGUUGUCUGUUCACAUUAAGCCCAAAUUGUGUCGAGAAGACCUCUCGGACAUUCAACUGGAGUACCGUUCGUUCCAGGUGAGCGGAGACGUCAUCCAUUAUUACCGAUGUUCGUAUCCAUUGCAGGUGUUUCCCGGCGAAGAAGAGUCCAGUUGGAAGGCUGUGAGCGCGGUCGCAAAAACGUUAAAGGACACCAAGACGAGCCUCAUUUUCGGUUGCAAGCACUUCGUCGACCCCGGCUAUUAUCGCGUGUCAAUUCGACUUUCUCUCGUCAAUUAUACGGUUCAGGUGGGCAAAGUGACAGGGAUUUUUCACGCGACACUUGAUUGAUGAGAUGAUUCCGAGGCAUCCAUUUGUUUCUUUCAAUCUUUUGUUGUUGUCGUCAAAAUUAGAAUUUUUGAUGCGGCGAGCCACCGGCAGAUCAUUUUGUAUUCUUUUGUUGUGACUACGCGCGUGUAGGCUUUGGGAAAACAAGACGAAAAUCUAGAAGGCUCUUGAUUAUAUGGUACUUCCGCACAGCUUCGACACAUGUCUACCGCGCCUCAGCUCAUUUCCUCUCUUCGCAUUUUUCUACCCCCAAUAAAUAAAGGAGCGAGGAAGGGGGAGGGAGACGUGUGGACAAGGGCCCGAAAAAGGAAAAGAAGGGAGAGAGCGCACGCAGAUGGACGGGGAGCCAGCGGCGCCUGAAUUUUCAUCACCUUUAAUGGGGGCCGCAUUGAUAGGACGGACCCAUGUCCCCAGAGACAUGGAGAGUUCGAGAAGCGUGCUUACCAGUGCCACUUUUUGCGGAAAAAUGCGGCAAAGAGCAAGCUAGGUUUUUGCUUAAUGAAAAAAGUUUGAGGUAGGGGUGUAGAUGCCAUUUCCAAGAUUGAAGAAAGAUAUGUAAGCAAGGAGUUCACAGAGCACUUGGACCCCAAUGCUCGCUGAGUCAAUUAAAAGAAAUGAGCAAUAAUAAAUAUCUCGUUUUAUGGGGUCCCGCUCGUCAUCCACAUCAUCUGCCCAAAUGGGAACAAGUAUUACUUUCAGGCUGACAAAUGGAUUGUCGUAAAUCGGACCACUCAGAACAUGCUCCGGCUCCGAGAGGAUAGUAUCUUCCCGCAUUGCAGUUCGGACUUUACAAUUGGCUGGAAUAUCGCCGAAUGUUCAAUGGAGCAUCUUCAUUAUCGCCUGCGAAUUCUGGCUGUCCCAGAAGGGGCAAAGAAUCACGAUGACGGAGCCGUAUACAUCGGUAUGUGAGGUUGCAUUUCGAAAGAGGAGAAGUAGGCGUAAUUGGUUUCGUUUCGAGAUUGAAAAUGUUCGUUUCAAUUAAAGUGGUCCCUAGUGCGUAGUAACUCUGUCGCCUUUCCUAUUGUUGCGCAGGGAUGAGUGACCGAUUGGAACACAUCAUUUCCUGAAAUGUGCAAGAUUUAACAGAUGAGCUGCCUGCGCAGUUAUUAAUGAAUCCAAGUGGUGCGGAAACUCCAAUUCAAUUAAACAUUUGCAGAAGAGAUCGGGAUCGCGCCGGAUCAGAGUAACCUGAAAAUCAGUUGUUCGCAGUUUGACAUCAUCCACGAGAAGUACUGCUUCGAAUUGGUAUCCGUCAACAGGAACUCUUCGGUUUCGCACACAUGGCACAGUGUCUGUGUGAGCACAGAACCAGGUGCGUUUUGCGUUUUUCGCGCGUUAUCUCUCAGGGGAUUUGUUUCUUGUUUGUGCAAGAAACAACAAUAAUUUGCAUAUUACACAUGUAAACGAGUUAUGACAUAUGGGUGCCAGAGGGAGUCUCAGGCGGAGCAGAUUGGGGGAGAGAAUGGGCCCACCCGAGCAGGUGACAACGGAGAAUGUAGGUGGGGGUCGGUCACCGAUACCCAAAAACUUCCGGCUUUUGGGUCAAAUUAGCUUUGAAGGGAAUAAUAGUAGAGCGGUGAUGCAAAAAGGAAAGAAUCGACUUUUGAAUGUCACGCUGCAAUAACUCGAUUUGGGCGGUGUUCUCUUCCAAUAUUCAUAACAAUUGCAAUUGAAUUAUGAAUCCUGCUUCGUGGCUAUGUGCCGCUAAUCAUAUGGGUCCUCUUGGCGGAAGGAAACGAAAGGGUCACAUUCUGAGCUUCCCGCCAUGCUUCUUCUAUUUUCCUUUCAAACUGCAGCUGUUUUCUUCUUGCUUUGAAUAAUGCGCGAGCAUGGAUGGUAUGCAAACGCAGCUCCUAAUUACCGACAGCCGUUACCUGGGCAGCUAUUGUACGACACGCGUAAAGCAGAUGUGCACCGAUGAGCAUAGCGGGUCAAGGAGGGACCACUUGGCACAUGCAACAAUCCAUGUCAACUAGGUACUUCAUUACUGAACAAACAUCAUCUGGUGAUCAUCCUCUUCUCUGUAAUUAUUCCAUCAACCCCCGCCCGAGUGUUUGGGGGAGAUGCAGCAAAAAGAGCAAUAGAAAACCGCUGGCAGCUCAUGCCCAUCAACAUCAAAAUUUCCAUAUUUAUUUGAAACACAAUUAUAUUUAAUGACUGCUUCUGCUUCUGCUCCUUCUUUUGCAUCUCUUCCUUCCGUAACUGAUGAAUGAUGCACAUGACGCUCUUCCAUCUUCUAGACGCAAUAUGGUGCUCAUUGGGAUAAGUACAACACAUUGUCACUGUUUUGAUCUUACCGCCCUAAAGAGAAACAUCAACAAAACUUGACCUCUGGAGGGCUUUUAGUCGGAAGAGGUGCUAAUGAAUUAAUGAUGACACAAUGAAUGGGGACAAUAUUUAGGGAUGCAGCUAAUAGGUGUACGAACGGGCAAACAUGGGCUCCCGACUUGACAUUUCAAUAUGUUGGGAGAAGCAGAUUGUAUCAGUUAAGUUGCAAGUAUUGUUUCAAAGUGCCGGAAGGGAAGACUCUGUCACUUCCUUUCCAAAUCCGUUCCGUCAUUAUCAUAAAGUGUCGUCGGAAGAGUCUCAAUCUAGCUGUCAAGUGUGCUAAUUCUCUUCCCACUUCAAGUGGAUUGUUUUGCAUAGCAAUGGACUCAUCGUAACUCGCAACUCGUCCGAGACCGCCGUCAUUAGAAACAGCAGGGGGUGAAAAUGUGAAUCAUGCAAUAUGCAAAACAAAAAUGUCGAGUCAAAUUUGAGAAACUAUUGUUUUGCAGUUGAAAGAAAAGUUGGUGGAUGGUCGGCAUGGAGCGAAUGGAGUGCGUGCUCGGAAACGUGCGGGCUCGGCAAACAGCGGAGAGUACGAUUCUGUAAUGAGCCGGUGCCGAAAAGGUCAAAGUAUUGUGACGGUCCGUUGAUUGAGACGCAAGAGUGCAUGCUGACAAAGUGCCCGGAAGCGAUGAUGCCACAGAGUUUAUCGACAAAUUGCUCUUGUGGAUGUGCGUUGUCAACGGAAGCCAGUUCAUUUUUUGCAUCUUCAAGGUAAUCGGUGCUCAUUAGUAUCAGACAAUGAUUUAAAUUUCCAGACACAGUAGAAUGUGUGAAGGCAAUCAGACUUGGAAUCUCCCUAAAAUGAAUGGCUUCAAAAUCGCAGAUUUUACUAUCAGAAAACAGGGAGAAGCGAAGGGAAAACUCUUCUUUUUCCUUAGAGCUCCUUAUCAGGCAUAUCCUCAUUUAUACUCAAAUAAUCAUGUUUAUGUUCAGGAACUUGUGUGGUCUUCGGAUUCUCAUCAAGAAUAUCAGUUCUCUCUUCCCUUAUCAGCAUCCAUUUUUGUUGUUCUGUGGAGUAAGAGCAACGAAACUGCAAGACUGAAGCAGAUUGACGACGGAUUCACCGUAUCCUAUUCCGUGCGAGGUACGCAAAUGCAAAUGUUUUCAUUUCCCGUAAUCCAUCAAAAUAUACAAACUCGGCAGUAGUAUAAUGUACUUGCCCAUUAUAUAUUCUGACAGGUCCGUAUCAAAAGCCGGGUAGAUUUUUCGGAAUAGUUACUUAUGAAUAUGGUGGUAAGAUAGCCGUCAUCCGGAUCGGGGGCCAAACAUAUUAAAUUGUGGGAGACCCAGACAAACGCAUUUCUAUCUUUUCGCGUUGCCUCUAAAAAUGUGCAUGGAGGCAGUCGGAGCAGCAAUUGAGACAACAAGAAUGACAUGUGUAGAAGGUUUUGACAGGAAUGAAAUUGGAAGACGAAAAGAAAAGAAGAGACGGGGGCAAGAGGGCCCGAGAGCCAUGUUCUAAUUAAAAUGCAACACAUUCACAACUUUGAAUACGGAGAAAGAAUUGGAGAAUAAGCCAAGAACACGACGAAAAAAUGUUUCUUGGUGGAAUGAAAUGAGGGAUCAUCUUGUUUUCAGAUGCUGAUGCGUUGCCUACCGUCGCCAAAAUCAACUCCUGUCAGCCAUUUUGUCCGAAAACAAUGGCUAUUGCAAUAAUGGGUACAUUUUCGAAGGCGUAACCCGUUAUUUAACACAUUUUAAAUUUCAGCGAUAAUAUUCAUCUGCAUCAUAUUUAUACCUCCUUUGGUCUGCGCGGCGAUUACUGCGUCGAUGAAGAGGAAUUCCAGUCCGGAAGUUCCAUUAAUGGAUAAUAAGUGAGAAAUUGUCGUUAUUAUGUCUGAAUCACCAGUUUUUGUUUAGAUAUGAUUCUGAGAUGGUUAGAAGUGGAAACACAGAAACCACACAUGUUAGUUCAAGAAAUUACGUAGCGCAACGGAGCAUUGGGAUCCAGCUCAGUGUCCAAAGCACUCCAAGGUACGAAACUAAUCUGCACAACUUUUUAACCCUAACGUUUUUGUUUUUAGAACUGCCAGAGCUUGUCUGUCGCACGAAUCGCCGCAACCAACACGAGGACAGUCUUCUCUCAGUGAAUGCGACGAAUUGGAAUACGAUUACUACGACGGGACCACUUUUCCGGGCAGUUUUCUGGCGCCAGUGCAUGAUGUUAUGUACUCUCAAAUCGACAUCGACCAGGUGAGUGGGAAAAAACAAAUGAAGAGUUAGUAGUAUACUUGGCGUGAAAAAUGCUCGCUCGUAAAGUUAUUUUCAUGGUUGCACAAGAAUGCGAACGACCGCCAUCGUCAUGCCAAACCGUUAUAACAGACUUGUUUUUACAGAUAAUCGGACAAUCAGAACUAUUCAUAAAUAGCACCGAAAAAGCCGACGUUCACACUCAAAUUUGA